Molecule: messenger RNA, 1141 nt
Organism: Penaeus chinensis
Lineage: Eukaryota; Metazoa; Arthropoda; Malacostraca; Decapoda; Penaeidae
Product: neuronal calcium sensor 1-like
Exons: 10
Coding region: 1-1068 (355 amino acids)
Molecular function (GO): calcium ion binding
Source: RefSeq, a predicted model, not a curated record
AUGGCAUAUACAGAAAAUCAACAUGCCAUAUGGAUAGCUAACAUCCUAAAAAUGUACAAAUUAGUGUUACGAUAUCAAGAAAGUGGAGCUAACUUGAGCGACCAAACUGGCAAACUAAGGGAACACACCAGGAUAAUGAAUUCUCACCAUGUGUUGGGCGCACAUACUAGAGUUUGGCGGUUCACGAGUGUUCUGUGUGGAGAUGACGCUCCCCUUUCGAGGAACCUACUGACGGCUAAAUACGGUAAAGAGAUUAUUCACAGGAGGAAAACUCAUACAGAUCUGAGAUUUUACCUGCGAGAUACGUGGCUUACUCGAGGUAUCCGCAGCAGUGCUCUCGGCGAAGGAGGAAGCCACGGGAUUUUCUCCUCUCGACAAAUUAAAGCUCUAUGUCUUGCUGUGUGGGAACCAAAGGAUGACAUGGACGACUUCAGCCUCCACGUGCAGCGCUAUCGGCCGGAGGAACUGGAUAAGCUCGCCAAAACGACCAAAUUCUCCAGGAAGGAAAUCCAACUCAUCUACAGAGGGUUCAAGCAGGAGUGUCCGACGGGCCUCAUCGACGAGGAAGGCUUCAAGGGCAUCUUCUCGCAGUUCUUCCCCCUCGGAGAUGCCACCCAUUACGCUCACUAUGUCUUCAAUACGUUUACGCAAAAUAAUCAAGGGCAAAUCAGUUUCGAGGACUUCCUGGCGGCACUGUCGACGGUGUCCCGCGGGUCGACGCAGGAGAAGCUGCAGUGGAUCUUCGGCCUCUACGACGUGAACAACGACGGCCUCAUCACCAAAACCGAGAUGGUGGACGUCGUCACCGCCAUCUACGAGAUGAUGGGCCGCUCCACCGAGCCGCAGGUGGAGGAGACGUCCGCCAAGGAGCAUGUGGAGAAAAUAUUUCAUCUGAUCGACACGAACCAAGACGGCGCCAUCACCAUCGAGGAGCUGGCCGAAUGGGUGUCCCGCGACGACACCAUCAUUCAGAGCCUCAGCAUGAUGGACACCGUACUCUACACUCAUCGAGAUCGCGGUGCUGACGGCGCCCCUCCGCCCACACGCCCGUCGCUCAGCCAGCCCUGAGCCCACGGGCGUCAAUGCUCGUUAGGUUAUAUGUAAUUGUUUGUGGAAAACGGAGAAAAGAUAAAAAGGAAAA